AUGGGUGGAUCAACUCCCUUCACUCUCCUACUUCUUCUCAACAUCUUCUGCCUUGUCCACUCGACAAACUACUAUUUCAUUUUUGAAGGAAAAUUCCACUGUGAUAUUCUCAAUCGACAAUUCCAAUACAAUGUUCAGUUCUUCGAUGAAGACUAUAUGUGGUGGAACGAUGACGAUCCAAUCACUGAGCCAUAUAAAGAUAUUUCUCCCCCGGGAGACUCUUAUUUCCGAUCAAAAGGAAUGUUGGAUGGAGAUGAGUGGAUGGUGGAAGCUUUCGAUAUUAAAAUGGUUUUAUAUCACACUUGCACUCAAACGGGACAAGAAAAUAGAGUGGACAUGAGGUUCAGGCCAUCUGCCCAAAAUUCCUACAAUCUGGAUGAGAACAAGUAUUAUCGAUAUGACUUUGCGACAAAUAUUACAGAAUUGAGUGGAGAGAAAAUUCAGAUGGCUAGACUUUAUAAAAGUGGACAAAAUAAGUGA
Messenger RNA from Caenorhabditis remanei, 480 nucleotides. RefSeq lists its product as uncharacterized. The transcript has 2 exons. The coding region runs from base 1 to 480 and encodes 159 amino acids. The record is from RefSeq and is a predicted model, not a curated record. Lineage: Eukaryota; Metazoa; Nematoda; Chromadorea; Rhabditida; Rhabditidae.